Messenger RNA from Prunus armeniaca (apricot), 1473 nucleotides. The record is from the annotation of a GenBank genome assembly. NCBI's taxonomy places the organism in Eukaryota, Viridiplantae, Streptophyta, Magnoliopsida, Rosales, Rosaceae.
AUGAAGACAGACGAAACUUGCACUCACAGAGGAAUGUGGUGCGCGAGUGGAAUGAAGAGACAGAGAAACGAACACGAUGAAGUUACCGUUACCCUUAGAGCCCUUGACAUGUUCUGUACGCAACUUCAACUACAUUUGUCUCAUAUCAUCGAUGAAAAUACCGUUACCCUUGCUAUCAAGGCCUGUCAAGGGGACCCCAAAUCCAGAUACCAAAUUCACGGGUUUGCUUCGUAUACUACGGUUUCAAAUUCUUUGAUGAGGUUGUACACCAAAGCUGGACAGUUUGACGAAGCUAGGAAUGUGUUUGAUGAAAUGGCGAAUGAGGAUGUGGUUUCAUGGAAUGCAAUACUAGCAGGUUACUCUCAAGAGGGAAAUCAUGGGCUUGAGGCGAUUUUUGUCUUUAUAGAGAUGGUGGAAGAAGGGAUGGGUUUAGAUCAUGUCUCAUUUACUAGUGCAGUUUCAGCUUGUGGUCAUGAAAUGAAUUUAGAACUUGGGAAACAGAUACAUGGCUUGACAAUUAAAUCAGGAUAUGGAAGUCAUGUUUCAGUUUGUAAUGUAUUGAUCUCGACAUAUUUAAAGUGUGAGGUUACUGAAGAUGCAAAAUUAGUCUUUCGGUGCAUGAAUGAUCGCAACAUAGUGUCUUGGACAACUAUGAUUUCAAUAGACGAAGAAGAUGCCAUCUCUCUAUUUAAUGAGGUGAGAUUGGAUGGAGUAUAUCCAAAUGAUGUUACAUUUGUUGGAAUAAUCCAUGCUAUAUCAAUUAGGAAGUUGGUGGAGGAAGGCGAAAUGAUUCAUGGGUUUUGCAUAAAGACUGGCUUUUUAUCAAAGCGUAAUGUUUGCAACAGCUUGGUGACUGGCCCAAUUAUCGCAGGUGCUCUUCUUGAUAUGUAUGCAAAGCGAGGAAGCAUUUGUGAGUCCAAAAGAGUUUUCAGUGAGACGCCUCAUAAAAGCCAGUUUGCUUGGAUUGCAAUAAUAUCUGCAUAUGCUGGGCAUGGAGACUAUGACUCAGUGAUAGAAUUGUUCAAGGAGAUGGAGAGAGAAGGAGUAAGACCUGAUUCAGUCACAUUUCUUUCUAUACUAGCAGCAGGCUGCAGAAAUGGAAUGGUGGAGAUGGGCCGUCACCUCUUUCAUUCAAUGGUGAAGGACUAUCAUAUUGAACCAUCUCCUCAACAUUAUUCAAGUAUGGUGGACAUGUUGGGAUGUGCAGGGAAAUUGGAGGAAGCACAAGAAUUGAUGAGUCAGAUCCCGGGACAGCCAGGGUUUUCAUUGUUGCAUAGCCUGCUCGGGGCUUGCAGGAUCCAUGGGAAUGUGGAGAUGGCGGAGAGAGUAGCCAAUACAUUAAUGAGAUUGGAACCAAUGGAAUCGGGAUCUUUUGUGUUGAUGUCCAACUUGUAUGCUGAGAAAGGGGACUGGGAAAUGGUAGCAAAAGUUGGGAAAUGGAAGAGAGAUGAAGGAGUGAGAAAGGAAUUGUGA